Thermothelomyces thermophilus ATCC 42464 is the source of this 3120-nucleotide messenger RNA. RefSeq lists its product as uncharacterized. The coding region runs from base 331 to 2748 and encodes 805 amino acids. Gene Ontology annotation, molecular function: protein binding. The record is from RefSeq and is a predicted model, not a curated record. NCBI's taxonomy places the organism in Eukaryota, Fungi, Ascomycota, Sordariomycetes, Sordariales, Chaetomiaceae. Gene Ontology annotation, biological process: endoplasmic reticulum unfolded protein response. The transcript is spliced from 2 exons.
CAGCAGCCCAGGCGGGAGGGAGAAACGUGGAACAGACAAAACCCGGAUGGAAUUGCUUCUCGACCCUGUGACGAGUGCGAUUUCAAUCCUCUGCGAACUCUCCUUCGGUUACAAGAUCAUCCCUCUGCUUUGGUCUGUGGAAUUGCUUUGAAGAUUCCAGAACCAGAAACGGCAGCCUAAUCGGCACCGAGCAUGCCUUCCUCACGAUCAGACCAUUGACGGCUUGCGAACCACCGCACACAACUUCAUCGCCUUUCAGCGAACGCGCCGAGCGAACCAUCGCGUGUAACCCAAGCGCGCGAAUAACCGCAGCCGCCGAAUUCGAGCGUGAUGGCGGACCAACACCCGGCCAACUCCUCGUCGGAAUCGCAAGAGGAUGCGCCUCUUGCAGUCAACCUCCACAUUGUGUCGCCUUCGGCCGGUGUUGGAAACCUACGUUUUCCCGGUAUUCCGGCGACGACGACGAUCCAGCAGCUUAGAGAACGGAUCCGGGAGUCGCUGUCGUCGAGGCCGGCGGACGACCACCAAAGGCUGAUUCACCGGGGUCGGCUCCUGGCGCGCGACACCGACACGCUUCAAGACAUUUUCGGGGAGGAAGCGAUACGCACAAGCGACCAGCAAACGAUCCACCUCGUGCUGCGGGACACGGGAGACGCACCUCCUCCGUCCAACGAUGCAGCACCGCGUCAUCCUCCCCAUGCGCUCCGUAACCCGCCCAACGUCACCGUGGCGCGGCCGGGCUCAGCACCUCUCGGUGCGCCCCAAGUGACGGCACACUUUCCCCAAUUCUCACAGCUUCAUCAGCGCCACGUCCAGCAGCACCAAGAGUUGCUCCAGCGGAUGAACCAACUUCAACAAAGUGAAGCAAACUAUCGCCAGAUAAUUGCAUACCAACAACCCCCCCGUGCUGCCAUGACCACUCUUAACCCCCAGGACGCGAACAACAACAACAACAGCAGCAGCAGCAGCAGCAGCAACAACAACACCAACACCAACAAUAACAACAAUCACAACAACAACAACAACCAGCCGGCCAACGGAGCCGACGCGGCGGGUGGGAGAAAUAGCCCCGUAGGCCAAGCCUUUCGGACCGUCACACGAGAAGGCAUCGGACCAGAUGGACAGCGGUAUAGCUUCAGGAUUACACUGAACGAAGUUAUUACCCCAACCGGUUCUGCGCCCCGUGCCCAGGCCGGGUCGGGUCCGACCGCGGACCCUGUCGGACCGCGGCCGCUAUCGGCAGCCGAGGUUCGCAACAUUAUCCACGGAGCAGACGCCAAUCGGGCCGCCCAGGCCAUGGCCAGCGCUAUGCAACGGAACGCGGCAGGAGAUCACCCAGCCAACAUGGCGGCAGAUCUUGCUCACUUCAACUUCAACAGUCCCAUCCAACCCAUUCAGCCGGGAGUCACGACCCCGAUCUUCCCAGGGCUAUCGAGAAAUGCCAGCCGAGCAGGCACUCCAGAUCUCUCGGCGAGGUCUGCCAGCCACGGCAGCGGUGCGGGACCUAGCAACCCGCAAGCUCCGGCACAGCCGCAGCAUGGACGCCCAGAGGUGUACAUCCUCUCGUCGCCUUCGGGGCCCCGGGGCCUGCUGAUCAACAAUGGCACGGAGGUGUACACUACGCCUGCCCCACGACCGGUCCCAUUGGCUCCCAACUUUUACCGCUCAUCGGUCCCCACUACGUUCUUCAGUGAAGUGCUCGGCACUGAGGAUCACCUCCAGCAGGGAUCUGGACAGGCAACGAUAGCCGUGGCGGACCAGCCACCAAUCCAUCUCCAAGCUACACCCGGGCAACCUUAUCAACCACCAUUACCCCCGGGCCAACAGCCCUUGCCCCAAUUCCCCGCUCAGCAUCAGCAGCAGCAGCAGCAGCAGCAGCAGCAACAGCAACAACAACCGCUACCUCAAGCGGGCCAUGAGCACCAGCCUGCCAUUCGCCGCAGACCAGUGGCCGGGCAGGCGGUUCCACCCGCUGCAGCUGAGGCGCAGCCAGCACCCCAGAUCAAUAUCCAUGGCAAUCCGGGCGUUGCCCCGCUGGUAGCAGCCGCAUGGCCGCAUAUCUGGCUCGUCAUCCGCCUGGUUGCCUUCGCCUGGUGGUUCUCGUACACCGACCCAUCCUGGGAGCGCUGGCUGUCCCUCGUGCUGGCUUUCAUCGUCGUAUUUGCAAUCAACACGGGAAUACUGAAUGGAGUAAUCAACAACGCAUUCCAUCCCGUGAGAGAGCAGCUGGAAGGAAUGAUUCCGUUUGCGGAUCCCAACCAACCUCAGCAGCAGCAGCAGCAGCAGCAGCAACAACCACCACCACCAGAAGGGACCGGCAACAACCAAGGGGGCCAGAAUGGAGCGGAACCAGACCCGGCACAAACUGCAGCGAGGUUGGUUGCGCAGCGCAGGAUUCAGAAUGGAAAUUGGCUCAGAGGUCGCAUAAGGCGGAUUGAAAGGGCGGGAAUCCUGUUCCUUGCCAGCUUUGCUCCCGGGGUGGCCGAGAGGCAUAUCCAACAGCUGGAGGAGCGCGAGAGGGCGGAACGGAGGGCUGCGGAGGCGAGGGCUGCUGCUGCUGCCGCCGCCGCCAGCACCACUACUACCACCGCCGCCGCCACCCAGGAAGCGUCCGAGCAAGCCACUGCUUCGCAAACUCAACAGGGCCAGGAAGAGCGCCAGAACAACGACGAUCAUGGAGAGGCCCUUCGACAGGAGCAAUCCCAAGGUGUUGGGGAUCAGCAGCGGCCACCUUCGGUCGAGGUGUAGUAGUACAAUCUGUACUUUUGAAAGGGAAACGCGGUUUAGCGGUGACACGGAUUGCCGUUGUGUGGCCGAAAUAUUUUAAAUAUCUUUUAUUCUGAUUUCUUCCAACCCCUGCCUCGUAACGUGCCAUGGCGUUACCGGAAGGGUUGAUGUUGAAGUAACCUGCAAGUUCCAGGACUGUGUCCUGAGCGCAAAUUGGCAAGGAAGCAGCCUAAUAAGAAGGCCAAGAUGUCUCCGGCCAGGUCAUAUACUCCGUAUGUUUACACUAUAGCCAUCGACAGUAAGGUUGUGUAGCGGUCAAACUAUGAGGUCCUUGGCUGCCGUCAAUGAAGACGCCCUUUGCUCCCUUCCCGACUCCCGGGGUAGUGAAUGAGA